AUGUUCACUCUUCUUCGCGGAUUGUGGGACUACCUUUUCCGAAAGGAAGAGUACUACAUCGUGAUACUGGGCCUGGACAACGCCGGGAAGACGACGCUACUGGAGAAGACGAAAAAUCUCUUCAUCAGAAGCUACAAUGGGAUCCCCAUGGACAAGAUCACGACCACAGUGGGACUGAACGAUUGUGGGGAGUUUUGUUGUGGAGAUGAAGAUGAGGGUACGGUGAGGCUGGUAGGAGGUAGGAGAGCCACUGAAGGCUAUGUGGAGUUGUGUAUGGAUGGCUCCUGGGGGACACUGUGCGAUGAACAUUUCGACAGCAGAGACGCUGGCGUCAUCUGUCACAUGCUAGGCUACCAUCGACAAAAUGCAGUUGCCUCGAAAUUCUCCAGAUUUGUGGCUGACAGAGAUGAUCUAGCAGGCCAGAGAGUGCUGCUGGACAGCAUUCGCUGCGAGGGACACGAAGACAGUAUAUUGGACUGCCCCAGUGUCAGUGACGAGGAUUGCUUUGCACAUCUGGAAAAUGCCGGUGUCGUCUGUGAAGGAGACACAUGUGUUGAGGGGGAUGUUAGGUUGGUGGGUGGAUCAGAUGCCAAGGAAGGAAGAGUUGAAAUAUGCAGAGAUGAUGUCUGGGGUACGGUAUGCAACGACAACUGGAGUGAUGAAAAUACUUAUGUUGUCUGUACACAGCUGGGACUGCAAGAUGAAUCAGUGGAUGUACAUCUGACGAUGGAUUUUGGGCCUGGAAUCUCUCCUCCAUUUCUCACAGAGGUGGACUGUAGUGGGAGUGAGUCCACUCUGGCUCAGUGUAGCUCUCUGGAGGUCAGAGACAACCGAACAUGCUACGCUGCGGGAGUCCUCUGUGAUGCUCGCUGCAGCUGGAACAGUUUCCACUUUAACCCUGUCGGCUGCUCGCCGAUCGGCCAGCCAAACGAAAACUUUGAUUUCGAUGAGGUUUGCUUCUGCUCGCUGUACUGUUCCCAGUACACCAUUCUAGAUCCUGACCAUAUACAAAACGAAACGAGAGGCGAUUGCUGUCGAGAUAUUCUGCAAUUUGAUAACUGCAUUGGUAAACCAAUAAAUAGUCCGUUUCCUGUGACAAUGAGAGUUGAAAUCCACGAUGUGACUGGCUCCACAGGUGAGGAGAGGGUCUGCGAAGAAAAUGCCGUGAGACUUGUGGAUGGGACAGAGCCCUGGAACGGUCGUCUUGAGAUCUGCAAGGGAGGGCUCUGGGGAGCUGUUUGUGAGGACCAGUUUGAAGACAUUGACGCUGCCGUCACCUGCAAACAGCUGGGAUUCCCAACAGAGAAUGCAUUUGCAUUGCCCGGAGGCACGUUUGGUGAGAGUGAGAGGAUGUGGAUAAAAGACGUCGAAUGUCUUGGAAAUGAAGACUCUCUCUAUCAGUGCCAGUCCUCCAGUCCCGGGUUCUUUGUUGGUUGCCAGGCUCAGAAUUGCACUGGAGUAUGGUGCGCAGGAGCAUCCCCUGAGCCUCAGUGUGUGGAUGGAGCUGUUCGUUUGGCCGGUGGUCUCAGUGAAAUGGGCGGUCGAGUUGAGCUCUGCGACGGAGGGGUCUGGGGCAGUGUGUGCAACCACGGCUUUGGAGACUCCGAGGCCCAAGUUGUGUGUAAACAGCUGGGUUUCAGCGAAUCAUGGGUGGUUGUCCAAACUCCGUUAUUUGGAUCCGGGAUGGGACCGAUCCAUCUUGACGAUGUGCAUUGUCAGGGAAACGAGACGAGUCUCCUGGACUGUAGCCAUCGAGAGAUGAGACGGCACAACUGUUACCGCAGCAACGAGGUGGCCGUUGUGUGCCGAGCAGAGCUGCCACAGAGGUGUGAGGAGUUGGACGAGCAACCAUCACUGGAGCACGAGACACUCACCAAGUAUGGGGAGAUAGUCCCCUAUGAGGGAAGGUCUGAGAUCUGCAGUACUGAAAACGGGACGUACAUAUUUCUACCACGUCGACUGGACGAGCUCGGGGGAGGAGCUACGAGAAACCUGGUGGACGAGACUGAACUGAGCCAGGCUCUGCAGGACCAGAUAAAACAGGGAUUCAUGGCAGCCAGUCUCGAGUGCCAGCAACUUUUCAGUGGUGUUGUCUGCAACUCUCUCUUCUUCACUCUCAACGUCAAUGAUGCUACGAGUCUCCCUGGACCAGUGUGUCCAGAUGAAUGUAGACAAUUGGAAGAGAAAUGCCCCAGCUUGUGGAUGGCUUACCUGGAUACAGAGCUAGGGCGAGGAACCACCUGUGAUAAUCUGGGGAGGUUGCUAGAACCCCUACCAUACUGCUGUCACAGUGGAGGCAUCGUUUCGAAACCAUCUGUUAGUGACGGAAGCUCUCGCGGCAAUUCUGCUGGAGUGGCCGCCGGCGUCACCGUGACACUCGUUGUUUUGUUGGUCCUGGGAGCCACGGGCGCUGGCGCCGCAUUUGUGAUUGUCAGGAAAUUCAGGAGACUCAAAACAAUCCUUCACGGGCGAGAAGAGGCAGUGAAUGCACUGGAGAUGUUGUCCAACCUCCACAACAGAGAGAGCACACGAUCACUCAUUCUCAACGGGAAAUCCAACGGAGUAGCUGCGGCAUGUGGCACAGGUCCCGUGAGCCACGCCCCAAUCAACCGCCAGAUGUCAGACGACUUUAUCCGCUACAGUCGAAACUCCCUGAAUCCGUACACGGCCUCGUCUUACCUACCGACCCUCUCACCAAUAUCUUCCCGCUAUCUCCGCCAGCUCACAACUGACAUGCUCAUUCCUCAGUCACAGCUCAGGCUACUAGACUCCAUCGGCACUGGGGAGUUUGGUAUAGUCUACAAGGCCCACUACCUGCAGGGUCUGAAGAACGGUCGCACCACGGAACCGCAGAUUGUUGCAGUGAAGACCCUAAAAGGCUAUUUUGACAAGGAAGCCAUCCACGUGCUACUCGAGGAGAGCGUAAAAAUGAAGGAAUUUGAUCAUCCAAAUGUCCUCACACUCUUUGGGGUCUGCGUGGAUGCUGGCCCCGCCCCUUACAUUGUCAUGCCUUAUAUGGCAAAGGGGAGUCUCCUGACAUAUCUGAGAAAAGAACGGCAUCGAAUCUUGGUGGAUGAGAAGGAUGACGAAGAGGAUGUCGAAGACGUUAGGAAGAAGCUCCUGGAUAUUAUCCACCAAAUUGCCAAGGGGAUGAUGUAUCUAGCUGAGAGAAAGUUUGUUCAUCGUGACCUUGCAACGAGAAACUGCAUGAUGGACAUUCAUAAUGUGAUAAAGGUUUCCGACUUCGGGCUCUCCGAGGAUAUGUACGCCAAGAACUACUUCAGACAAGACAAGGACGCAGCUGUCAAACUGCCCAUCAAGUGGAUGGCUCCGGAGAGCUUGAACGACGGGAUUUUCACUGAGAAGACAGAUGUGUGGUCAUAUGGGAUCACCUGCUGGGAGGUGUUCAGUGGGGGCAAGACGCCAUACCCCGGUAUCAACCCCGUGUCCCUGGUCAGGAUCCUCGAGGACGGGGAGAGGCUGGAGAAACCUGCCAACGCCGCCUGCCCUCACUUUGCCUUUAAACUGAUGCGGGACUGCUGGAACUUGGACCCGACAAAGAGACCGUCGUUUGAGUCCAUAGUGACAGAGGUGGACCACAUCAUGGAGGUGACUGCUGGCUACCUGGCCCUCAGCUCUGCGUGUCCUCCGAGAGAGGGAGAGGCCAUGUUCGGAGGAGACCGGAGCAGCACAGAGUCGCCAGAACUGGUCAGUCAACUCCUGAAGGGAAUCAAGACGGAGGCAGGGAUCACGAUACAGCUGCAGACAUACGAAGACUCCGGGGUCGAGGGGUCGUCCGAGAGCAAGAGUGAGACUAGCGUGUAA
Molecule: messenger RNA, 3825 nt
Organism: Geodia barretti
Lineage: Eukaryota; Metazoa; Porifera; Demospongiae; Tetractinellida; Geodiidae
Source: the annotation of a GenBank genome assembly